AUGGCUAAUUACUUUCUUCGUCUAUUUUCCUGCAUUUCGCUCGUCCCAUCUCGAGCACCGUUAUUCACAAUGAUCACGUCACGCAGAGGUAGUAUCAAUUUUUCCAACUUAUUACCCACAAACACGAAGAUCAUGGAAUUCACUCAAAAUGUCUAUCGAAAUCCCACAAUCAGGAGCGACAUAAUCAUCGGCGUAAUCGACACCGGGCUUUGGCCCGAUUCCAUUAGUUUAAACAGCGGGGGCCUCGGCCCCCCUCCCAAGAAAUGGAAAGGAUCUUGCAAAGGUGGCAAAAGCUUCACCUGCAACAAGUGGAAGAACGCUUUCGGAGAUAUUUAA
This is a messenger RNA of Erythranthe guttata (spotted monkey flower), 336 nucleotides long. NCBI's taxonomy places the organism in Eukaryota, Viridiplantae, Streptophyta, Magnoliopsida, Lamiales, Phrymaceae. The record is from RefSeq and is a predicted model, not a curated record.